UAGAAAGCAUACACGGCAGUGGUAAUUUCAUGAGAAUACACACAGGAGACAUGAGCGAAUUUUUAAGUGAUAUGGUGGUUGACCUUACAAACUUCGGACAACUUUCGACUGCCGAGAGCCACAGUGAAAUGGCGUUACUGCCUGAAAACAAAGAAAUCGAAGACACAGAGAAUGAACAUGUUAUUUCAGAGAGUGAUCAUGGAGCACAGAACCCUGAAGAAUGCGUCCAAAACUUUAUAGAGGACUUAGACUCGGCUACGAUGGACCGAAGCGAGUCGCCUGAAGAAGAUGGCAGCCAUAAAACUGACUGCAACGAUCCAGACGUGAAGCCAACCCAUUCUUACAUUGCGCUGAUAGCAAUGGCGAUAUUAAGCUGCCCUAACAAGAAGAUGAUACUGGGAGAUAUCUACCAGUACAUUUCAGAUAACUUUCCGUAUUACCGAAAUAAGGACAAGAGUUGGAGGAACAGUAUCAGACACAACCUGUCUCUAAAUGAGUGUUUUAUCAAAGCGGGUCGCAGCGAAAACGGCAAAGGAAACUACUGGGCUAUUCACCCGGCCAACCUUGAAGACUUUGCCAAUGGUGAUUUCAGGCGUAGAAGAGCCAGACGGCGGGUGAGGAGAAGCAACCCUUUAAAAUAUGGAAGCAGUUCCUGUCCCUCGGCGUAUUUCCGGGGACUGAGUCCUCUUUCAGCAUCUUCGUCUUUCUUUCCUUUUCGCACUGACGACUGUCGCGGAUACCCAAACCUAACAUACAUCCGUCCUACCAAGAAAAGCUUCGCCAUUGAAAGCAUCAUGGGUUCUUACGAUUCCCCUUACCUCUACAGUCCACUAUCUGUUAGGUCGUACCCUUCUCUGAAUCUGGUUGGGAGUCGAGAAUUUCGUGGCACCUCACCACCCCACUCGCUUCUUUUCCAUACCUCACCGAAGCUCGUCUCUUGCGUAUCAAAAUUGGGAACAACUGCUAUUCCUGGGUGUGCUGCAACCUCACUAGAGUCGUCAGCGUUUUCAGCUUACCUCGGAUCAAAAACUGUUGUCACACAGGGCCAAAAAGGCUCUGCACCAGAAAGCUGGCAAGAAACUCUAUCUAAAUUACAAGAUCAACUGAGAAAAGUAACACCCUAAACCAAAAGUGGCUUCGUAAAAACUUACAAAUGCCGAGGUAAUGUGGGAAUUAAAACUCGGGCUGCCUAAGGAAAGAAACUUUGCUGUUUCUCAGUAAAACAGAAACAUACCUGCCAAGGGUCAUUUUAACGAGAAGCUCAAAUGAAAUAUAUCACAAACAGACUCGUGAAUGAACAAGUUUCUCGUUCAGUUGUGCAUGAAUUAGACGAGAACUGAUCGACAUGAGGGGAAAGCUGUUUUUUAACCAUUAGAAGGAACCUGCGUUAAUAUUUCUUUGAAACGAAACCAUAACAUAACUCAGUUACCAAAAAUGAUGUUUUUAAUUCCAUAAACAAAGAAUGUUUCAUAACGUUCAGUUUGGAAAAGAUGACUUAAGGUUUAAAAGAGAUUAUAGAACCAAAAUACCAAAUUGCAUUUGAUAUGAUGCGUCGACAUUUCCACUCAAUUAGCCAACGGAUAAGUCAAUUUUUAACACUUGGCGAAAUGGUUAAGUAGAUGAAACACUGAAUUAGAAAUAUAGAGUAAGUCGUCUUAUUUAAUGGAAUGUUA
Molecule: messenger RNA, 1673 nt
Organism: Pocillopora verrucosa
Lineage: Eukaryota; Metazoa; Cnidaria; Anthozoa; Scleractinia; Pocilloporidae
Product: forkhead box protein D2
Biological process (GO): regulation of transcription by RNA polymerase II; anatomical structure morphogenesis; cell differentiation
Molecular function (GO): DNA-binding transcription factor activity, RNA polymerase II-specific; RNA polymerase II cis-regulatory region sequence-specific DNA binding
Source: RefSeq, a predicted model, not a curated record